ACAAAUACAAAAAACAAACAAAAAUCAACUGAAAGAGGCUGUUAAGCAGGCUAGCUGAACAGCGCCGUUUGUGGUAAGCAUCUAGAUUUUUGUAAUUUUGACAAUGAUAACCUGAAAUUCACUUUUUUUCCUGGCAGACCCAAUAUUCAAAGAACGCAACGUUGAGUGAAAUAAAGACUCAGCUUUUUUAGAGCUGAGCUUAUCCCGUCAACCAAGUAUUCAGAUAUUUUAUGCUGACUUCUUCAAACAGUAGAGACUAGGAAGCUGCAGAUCCAAAAAUGUUGACGUCCUCGCAGGCUGAUAACGGCUCCACGGCGCAGCCUCCAUUCUCGUAUCCAUCAAGUAUUAAACUCACCUUCGCCAUCUUAUACGCUGCAAUCAUUUCAAUGGCCUUAGUUGGAAACAUUUUGGUGAUCUAUAUUCUGUACAAGAGGCCAGAAACAAGAAGAUUAACAAGCUUCAUGUACGUCAACCUCGCUGUGGCCGACCUACUCGUAACAGCUGUUGUCAUGCCUCAGUCGAUGGAACUAAUCAUUUUGGAUAAUCUGUGGAUCGAUGGAACAUUUGGUGAAUUACUUGCCAAGCUCAUCAUGUUUGUUUUCUUCGUGGCGGUCACAGCGUCCGUCUUCUCUCUAACAGCCGUGGCUUUUGACUUCUUCUUCGGGAUUGUCCUUCCCAUGCAAAAGUUCCCUCGCUUUAGGAACAAAAAGAUCUUGGUUCCCACAAUUUGGAUCACUUCAAUGUGUCUGAUGACUCCAUGGCUGAUCACAGUCAAAGUUAAGAACUCCAGGAUAGAAUUUAAGUUUACUCAGUUUGGUGAGACUCAAGCAGCUUUGAGAGGUAUCUUUCUUUAUAUCGUAGUCACCAUCUACUUGUUGCCCCUAGUUACCAUGUGCAUUCUCUAUGGACACGUCUGUCACACACUGCACAAGCACAAACUGCCGGGCAUUGCCAUCAACAAUCACGCAAGAACUCGGGCCCAUGCUACCAAGCGUCAAGUUAUUCAUAUGUCGAUCGCUGUCGUUGUUGCCUUUGCACUUUGCUGGCUUCCAGCGCAUGCGUAUCAUAUGAUUUUGGCCAUUGACUUUAGUGUGCGGGAAUCGCUGCCAUAUUAUUUUAUGCUGUUAUGCUAUUGGUGUGGACAUGCAAACAGCGUUGUUAACCCGUGGCUCCUGAUAUACCUUAAGAAGAAAUUCCGUGCCGCAUUUAAGAGAAUGAUAACUUAUCCAUUAUCGAGAAUCUCAUUUGCUAGCAAGAAUAAUGAGAGCGUAAGAAGUGUAACUAAACUGCCUAUCAGAGACCCGAUUGUCCAAGUAAGAGAACAUUACCAGUUUGAAAGUUCUGUGUGAGGAUUAUUGUUAACUCUUCAUAGGUUUUAUUAUAUUCAAGUUCUAACAUUUGCAAGCUCAUUACAAGUCCAGUGACCAGCAGGCUAAAUUAAUUGAAUUCAGAUCGAUGGAUUACGACUCUGCAGAACGUGAUCCACUAAAUCAAGGGUUUUGUCUCCAUGCAGCAUUUGGCUCGCAUAAUGGUGUAAUACAUAUAAUAAUAUAAAAUAUAAUCAUUAUCAUAGAAAAUGUGGAUUUUUACCGCCUUGAUGUGCAAGUGUUAAAAUGAAGAAUUGUGUAGAGAUCUAGUUGCCUCUCAUUUUCGCACUUUUCUUUUCAUUUCGGAUGCCGUUUGUCAAA
Molecule: messenger RNA, 1688 nt
Organism: Pocillopora verrucosa
Lineage: Eukaryota; Metazoa; Cnidaria; Anthozoa; Scleractinia; Pocilloporidae
Source: RefSeq, a predicted model, not a curated record